UAUCAUGAUUACGAUAAGGUAGCAUAAAUCGGCAAUGUACAAAUCAGUUUAGCUGUAGAUAUGUUACAUAAAAUGGUAAACACAACAUGGCUUGCGACUGUGUGGUGCGACUAAAUAGUGAUUCUACUGGUAGUUUUUAUACGGGUGAUAUUGUAACUGGAAUAGUUGUGCUGGAUCUCCAACAGGAUCAAAAAAUUGAAAGUAUAGAUUUUGAAGUAAUUGGAACAAGUAAAGCGCAAUGGACCAGGUCGGCUCCCACAAUACCUUAUAUAAAAUUAUAUUCUCAGAAAUCGAAAAUCCUCAGUAUUGCAAUCCCCAAUAUUUUUAGUGAAGUUAUAUCAGGAAAGACGAUAUCCGCAGGGAUUUAUACGUAUCCAUUUCACUUCGCAUUGCCAGAUGAUCUGCCAUCAACGUUUGAAAGUUCGAUCGCAAAGAUCGAAUACCGCAUUAAAAUAAAAAGUAAACCAUUUUACAAGAUUAAGAAAGUAGUGCCAUUUGUUGUGCUUAACAGUGUUAACGUAAAUCACAUAGACGCAAUGUUGAGGCCAUCCGUCCAUGAAUUUGAAAAAACUUUUAGAGGUUCUGGAAAUUUUUCAAUCACUGUCAAAACGUUGACUGGUUUCGCUCCUAAACAAACCGUGCCAUUUCAUGUGACCUUAUAUAAUGAGAAGAAAGCAAUCGUACAUAAAAUUAAUGUGAAAUUAAUUCAAAAAUUGAAUUACGUAGUUCAAAGUGGAUAUUUUGAAGAAGAGAAAAAAAUGUUUAAAGUGGAAUACAAAAAGUUGACAAACACUGUCUCGGAAACAUGUAAUUUUCAGAUGGAAAUUCCACAGCUAACGCCAUCUAGUAUACAUUUGAUUGAACCCAUGGUCAAUAUUUCCUACGAGUUCAGAGUAGAAGUGAUAUUUCCAUUUCAUUUUACUUUACACGGAAGUAUUCCUGUGACGAUAGCAACAAUUCCUGUUCUCCAUUAUGAUUUUUGAUCAAAUAUAUUUUACUACGAUACCUAAUACUUCUAUAAGUUA
Molecule: messenger RNA, 1025 nt
Organism: Manduca sexta (tobacco hornworm)
Lineage: Eukaryota; Metazoa; Arthropoda; Insecta; Lepidoptera; Sphingidae
Product: arrestin domain-containing protein 5
Exons: 6
Coding region: 87-983 (298 amino acids)
Biological process (GO): protein transport
Cellular component (GO): cytoplasm
Source: RefSeq, a predicted model, not a curated record